ACAUAUACCACAUAGCAGUCCGUUGCUUAGAUUACAUUGAUUUUGGAUCAAUCCAGGUGGCACCUUUUAUGCCUAGGAUAUGUGUUUGGAAAGGACAAAUGAUUAAGCAUUUCAGUGACAUGACCAUUGGAAAAGAUGGAAAAUAUGGACCUCUACGAAUAAAAAAAGAAAUAGAGACGUGCUAUAAAGAAGGAACAUGUGAGUGGGCAAGCACCAUCAAGAAUACAAAUUUUAGGAAAGCGAUUAAGAUUGCUGCAGGAAAUUUUUUGACUGACAAGGUCAAAGAAGAAAUAUUCAUUGCUUUUGAAAACAAAUGAGGGAUCAAGAUAUUAAUACCUGUAUGAAAGCAAAAGGGCUUGUGUUGGAGACAAUUCGGAUCAUAACAAAUGGGUCAUGCGAGUGAGGCAACACCGUUAAAGUGGGCUCUACUGGAACUGAGUUGAUCCCAAGUCAGGAAUGCAACAAAUCUGGAGACACUAUGAAGCUUAAUUCAAGCGACCAUGCGGACGAUAACGAUGGAGGAGAUAUUGUGGAAAUGAAUAAAAUAAAAAAGAAGGUUAUAACAAGCAGUCAGCAAUCUGAUGGGUCUCCGGCUUUCAAAACUAAUGCUGAGGAGCAAAAAAUCUUGCUGGGCACCCAGACCGACCUUCAAGCUGAAUGUAAAAAAGGAAAUGCCUGCUGUUUCAAGUAGUCAGCACUCUGUUGGGUCUUCCGUUUCAAAAAAUCAUGCCGUCAAGGGGAAAAUCUUGUUGCACAAGGAGACCAAUCCCUAAGAAGAAUGUAAAAAGGAAAUGGAUGUUUUAUCAUCGAGUCAACAGUCUGCUGGGUCUUUUACCUCAAAAAAUGAUGCUACAACAGGGAAAAAAUUGCUGCUUACCCAGGCCAACCAUGAAACAGAAUGUAAAAUGCAAAUACCUGUUACAGCCACAACAACUCUUGUUGAACUAAACCAAGUACAAGGAAGUAGAGCACAAAUAACUCAUUCACACAAAGAUGUUUUGAUCCACUACAAAAGAAAAAGAGGAGCUUCGCAAUCAAGUAGUGGACAACAAACUUUUUGUGCAAUCAAGCAGAAGAAGUCAUCUGAAGUCACUUUCAAUGUUAUCUCACAGAAUGAACCAAGGGAGAAAUGUGAGGAAGAACAAAAUUUUUGUAAUCAACAGGACAAGAGCAGCAGCUUCAACUACAUGCUUAACAUAGAUAGUAAAGAAGAUCACACUCGAAAUGUAGUACAUACUGUGAAAGAAGACAUACAUACAGAGCUCAUUCAGUCCAAAAUAAACGUCUCACAAUUGAAGCCAACAACAUUUUUUGGUUUUCAGAACACUCCUGUACAGGAAUUGGAUCCGAAUACCAACAAGUUCAUCGGGCGUCUGGAUAAUCGAAGUAUAGACAUUAAUGUACCACUGGAACCAGAGAGUGAUGAGAUCUUUCAAAGAGGAUACAAUAUGAUUAGUAAUUUUCUAGACAACGCAAGGGAAACAUAUUACUUUGUUGACGACAUCACCCCGUCAUUCAGGAUCUCUGAUGAUGUAGAUGAUUGUGCAAAUAUUAUUGAAGAACAUGAACUAUGGAGGCCCGUAGGAAUGAAAGAUGCGUGUUACAACAAAAACAUAGAGGAAGCAAAGUUCAAAAUCGCAAAAAACUUCAAGGAAAUACAGUCUAAAGAUUUUGAUGUUCAUCUCCAAGAUAAUACAAACCAAAAGGGAAGCAGUAGUUCGUUCAAGGUUAUAAGCAUUCAGUGUGCCCAGAGGGACCCACAAAGUUACCAGAUGUGCAAAACACCAAAACCUGCCAUACCAGAUGAGGAGAUUGUUGAUUUGGUAACACCUGAAGUCCAAGCAACAACGUUUUGGAAUCACAAGCAAACCUGCUACUCGCCAUGGAAAAGUAAUAGCCACAUGAAAACAGAAAGCCCCCCACUCAAAAUGAGGAAGCAAUACUACAAUGUACCAAUAGUAGGUAGAAGGUUAUUUGUUGAGGAAGAAAACUAUGACCAAGAUUCCAUCGAUAGCAAAGGAAAUGAAGUACAUUUCAUAGAAGAAAAAUCUCCAGGAGAGCUCAAAAUUUAUCGAGAUAGCAACUUCAGGGAACAAAGAAACACAAUGGUGAAUAGAACAGAUGAUAUUUACAAUACAAGUCUGUCGCUAGGAACGUCAAGCAGUUUCCGUGGAAAAGAAAAUUUACCACCAAAGAGGGUUAUUCAACCAAGCAGGUACCUCAGUUCUCCAUAUGAGUGUGAUGAUAGGGGUCCAAUAAUGCAACAUGAGUUAAAGAUGUACGAAAUCAUAACAUUUUUGGGUGAUGUUGAAGGCAUAGCAACCAAAGCAGUAGUUAACAUUGACAAAACAAUCGCCACAUACGGACAGCUCGGGAACUCAAUGAAAACAGAUGCUCGUGUUGAGUCAUACUUAUAAACGUGUACUGCAGGCAUCUAUUCAAUUCAAAUCAUCCUAGGAACUCACGAAAGCACUACUUCUUUCACACUGCAUCUGUAAGCAAACAUACAACUAUACUGUGAACUUCUUUUGACGUUUUUACUUUUUUUUAUUUUUUUCUGUCAUCAUUCUUAAUUAGUUAUUUUUUCUGUUAUUCUAAAAAUUCUAACCUUACACACAAUUUCAAAGGAAUAUUUUCUUGGAAAAU
Hordeum vulgare subsp. vulgare (domesticated barley) is the source of this 2646-nucleotide messenger RNA. RefSeq lists its product as uncharacterized. The transcript has 15 exons. NCBI's taxonomy places the organism in Eukaryota, Viridiplantae, Streptophyta, Magnoliopsida, Poales, Poaceae. The coding region runs from base 792 to 2417 and encodes 541 amino acids. The record is from RefSeq and is a predicted model, not a curated record.